Molecule: messenger RNA, 1895 nt
Organism: Cyprinus carpio (common carp)
Lineage: Eukaryota; Metazoa; Chordata; Actinopteri; Cypriniformes; Cyprinidae
Product: apolipoprotein L6-like
Exons: 7
Coding region: 147-1289 (380 amino acids)
Biological process (GO): lipoprotein metabolic process; lipid transport
Cellular component (GO): extracellular region; membrane
Molecular function (GO): lipid binding
Source: RefSeq, a predicted model, not a curated record
UAGAUGUGCAUGAUCAUAUCGUUAGAUAUAAAGCCCAGUGUUUAAUAUUCCUGUUUUUUCCUCUUGAUCCUUCUCUAGGACAUUCUCAUAAUGAAUACAGAGCUUUCUAAAACUGAAGACAACUGUGGCGAACAGUCUAACAGGGCAUGGAAAAAACACAGCAGUCCUUGGAACCCUGUGAGAAACCUGAUGAUAAACAGUCAAAAUCAGUGCAGGCCGCUAGCAAUGAGAUCCUGGAAAAGAUGCCUGCCACAGUGGUUGAAGCACCUGGAGAAGAGGAAAAUCCAAAAACUAAAGGCCACAAGAAGUCCCUCAUGGAAUGGCUGGAUGAGUUCCGUUUAAGUGAAACUCAGAGAGAGGAUGAGGAGGUUCUUGAUGGCAUCAUGGAUUGGUGGAACACUGUGGAACAAUGGGAAGACAUGCCCAAAAGUGACAACAUGACAGAGAAAGAGGAAGCCAAGGCUUUUGCUGUAACAGCUGAAAAGGUGCAAAAGGGCAUACGUGUGUUUAACAAACUUUUUUCCGAACGGGCGGAAGGACUGUGGCAGCACGUGAUCGACCUGCAUGCCAUUGCUGAUGGCCUGGACCGCUUCAACAAGAAAACCAAGAUUGCCAAGAUCACUGGUAAAUCCACCAGUGCUGUGGGAGGUGUUACUACCAUAACUGGCCUCAUCUUAGCACCUUUCACAAUGGGAACCUCUCUGAUCGUCACUGCGGUUGGCCUGGGUGUUGCCAUGGCAGGUGGUCUUACCUCUGCAUCCGCUGGGAUAUCCAGUACCGUCAACAACUCUUUGGAUCGCAAAAAGGUAGAGCGCAUUGUGGAAGACUACCAGGCGAAGAUGGCUGACCUUAACAAAUGCAUGAAGUUCAUCAAGCAAGGCAUUACAAACCUACGCAAGUUCAACCUGAAUAAGAUGAAGAAUGCAUGCAAUCGAGACUUCCCUUGUUUUGACAAUAUCUAUAAGGACGGCGCUAUGGCAGGCAAAGCUAUUCUAACCAAUGCCAGUGAGAUGUGUGUGCUGCAGAUAGCCAAUGCGGUGCGAACCACUGUGGCGCGUGCGGUGCAGAUCGCUAGUAUAUCCACAGGUGUUCUGAUGGGGCUUUUUGUUGGGAUGGACAUCUAUUUUGUGGCCAAGGACUCCCAUGUACUGAAAAAUGGUGCAAAGUCAGAAUUUGCUGCCAAGAUUAGAAAAGUAGCAGAUCAGCUACAUGAGGGCUUGAUGGAAUUUAACGUAAUCCGAGAUGAGUUGAGGUUGACCACCACUCUGAAAGAAGACAAGCCAUCUUGAUAAACCUCUGUAAACACUCUUUUUGUUUAUUACACUUCAAAGUUUAUUACUUUCACACUACAUAAUAUAAAAUUGUAUGGUUAUAGAACUACACUGGCUUUCCUUAUUAGACAUAAGAGGGAAUUUGGGAUCUUGUUUUUGACUUUAUUUCCACUGCUUAUUUCGGGUAUAAUUGCUGCUUUUGUAAUGUUAAAGAAUACACAUUUGUUUAAUAUACACAGUAAACCUAUUAUGUAAACACAAACCUUUUAUUUUGGAUGCGAUUAAUCAUUUGACAGCCCGGUAAUUUUUUUUUUUUUUUUUUUAAAUAAGGUAUGCUAGUUAUUUUAUUAUUUAUUACAUUUAAUUACUUGCAAAUUUGCCAUUGCCAAAUAUUUAUCAUUCACUAAAGUCUGUCUGUCCACAUUAAAGCCAACAUUUUUGAUGGUUGACCGAUAGAAUGUAUUUUCGUACAGUAAAUAUUGUAAUGACUCGUGAUUAUUUCAUUUUGUAUUUAAAAUUAAUUAUGAGGGUUUUCUAAAAGGUUUUCAAGGCAGUUUUAAAGUUACCUUUAUGUAACAAAAAAGCUAACAUUUGUUAUAAUAAAACUCAAUAUCUGUGCUAAAA